GACGCACACGGCCAUUAAGACCGAGGACCGCGCGGGUCGCUGCGGCAGGGGCGGGUAGACAAUGAGCCGAGACCUGUGAGAGGUGGGGGAGCGUUUAACACGAAACCCUGCCUCUGCCUUUCUUUUUUUUCCUUCUUCUUCUUCUUCUUUCCUCUUCUAGCCCAUUCCUUGCCUUUCCCAGACUCGGGAAAUGUGUUCGCACUUACUCACCGGUUCCUGUCCGGGGAGGCGGGUUUCCAUCGGCGGGGAAGGGCGUUCUUUCUGCGCUCGGAGGCACGGCGUAGUCGCGUAAGGGGGUGGAUCCUCCGGAGGAAAGGAAAGCCCACCUUUUUCAUUGUUAGGGAGUCGGUGGAAUGUGAUGGUUUGAUCCCGCAGAGCUGGGAGGGGAAAACGGGGCAGAGACGAACGAGAGGGGGGGACGAAAACCUUCUACCACUGAGGACGAAUCUCGGAUCUGGAAAAACGGGGGUUGUUUUUUCCCCCGGUGAAGCCAUCCGCCUCGCUCUCUCUAUGUUGAUCUAAGGACGGCGACCGAAUGCGCUUCGGGGAAAUAUCGCUUUUCCAUAUGGCAAGGUCCUUGAAAGGAGCUCUCUAGAAGGAGAGAGUGGGAGAUUUUCUGAGAAAGAAGAACUUGUCCCAAUCUGACGUUCAGCAAGAUAUCAGAGAGGAUGAAGAUCUGGGAAACGAUGGACCGCCAUCUUGGCUGACGCCCCUGAGCAGAAAUGACCAAGGUGGAGGAGACUGUGAAGAUCCAGCCGUUGAAAAUCCACCUGUGGAGGGACUAAGGGCGGCAGGGGAGGGACUAAGGGUGGUGGGGGAGGGACUAAGGGCAUCGGGGGUGGGCCUUAGAACCUUGGCUCACUCUUAGGACCCCAUUCUUUCCAGAGAGCAGCACAUCGAACUGUUUUAAACAACAACAACAAAAAACUAGCAGCUGGUGACCUGAGAUCAGAGACACGGCACCACCAGACAGAUGUGGACUCGUAUUGUAAAUAAAUAAACAAUAAAAAAUAAUAAUAUAAUAUUUUUUUUAUAUAAGAACAAAACAAAUGAAAAACUGGUGACCUGGGACAUUAACCAGGCAAAUGUGGACUCGUCCUCCAACAGUGUUUUUAGAAAAACAAAAAAAUAACAUUUAAACAUUGAAAUUUUUUGAAAAAAAAAUAAAAUAAAGAAAAGAAAAGGAGAAACGGGUCUCAGCGAUGACGGACUACAAGGACACCACGAACCGCCACCUCCGGCACAAGCUGCAGAGCCUGGCGCGGCGCGUCGACGAGCUGGAGGAGGCGUCCAGCAAGCUGCAGAAGUCCGAGGACGAGCUCCUGGACCUGCAGGACAAGAUCAUCCAGGCCGAGGGGGCCAACUCCGCCCUGCUGGGGGAGGUGGACGCGCUGCGGCGCCGGGUGCUGAAGAUCGAGGGGAAGGACGAGGAGGUGCGCAAGGCCGAGGACCUGUGCCGCCUGGUGCGGGAGAAGCUCGUUGAGGAGGAGGAGCUCACCAGGGAGCUCAAGUCCGACAUCGAGCGGCUGCAGGGCCGCAUGGCCGAGCUGGAGAAGCUGGAGGAGGCCUUCGGGAAGAGCAAGUCGGACUGCACCCAGCUGUGCCUCAGCCUCAACGAGGAGAAGAACCUCACGCGCAAGCUCUCCUCCGAGCUGGAGGCCCUCAAGGCCCGCGUGAAGGAGGUGGACGCCUCCGAGGGCCGCCUGGACCGGGCGGAGCAGGCCCUGGCGGCGGAGAUGGAGCGGCUGAAGGCCCUGACGCAGGCCUUCGUCGGCGAGCGCAAGUGGCUGCUGGAGAAGCAGCGGGAGGACGACAAGCUCAUCCGGGAGCUGACGGAGAAGCUGGAGCGCAACAAGCAGCUCAGCGCGGCCGACCAGGGCCGCAACGCCGCCAACCUGCAGACCGGCGACCUGCGGAUCGAGGACGACCUGCCGCCGGGCCUGACCGCCAAGCUGGGCCGCCGCAAGAAGAGCCUGGAGUUCCUGGACGAGGUGGUCGGGGAGCUGCGCGUCGGCAAGUCGGAGAAGGAGAAGAAGGGCCCCGGGGACGGGCAGAAGAAGGAGGAGGAGGACAACAAGGUGAAGGACCUGACCCAGGAGGUGGAGCGGCUGAAGAACCGGCUCAAGCAGCUGGAGCCGGUGGAGGAGGACCUGAAGAAGAGCGACUCCAAGAACGGCGAGCUGCUCGAGAGGUUCCAGCAGGAGAGGAGCCGCAGCAGGGCCCUGAGCGACCAGAUCGAGCAGCUCAAGAUGCAGCUGGGCAUUGGCGGUGGCGGCGGCGGCGGCGGCGGAGGGGGGAAGAUUCUGGAGAACGGCAAGGCGGAGAACGAGGAGAUAAACGUGCGGGGAGGGUUCCGGCAGGAGAAGCCCAAGUUCCGGAGCGGGGCCGCCGAACCCGCCGCCCCCAAGCACAAGGCCCGGGAGCUGUCCCCGACGCACCAGCAGCGAAAGGAGGCCAAGCUGCGGACUAAAGAGCUGAGCCAGUCGGAGGAGAACUCGCCCAAAACGCCACGCCGGGCCGUGAGCCCCGCCCACAAGAGCCGGAGGGGGGUAAAAACCGGGACGGACGCGAAAGAGCGCGGGAAAGGAGCGCUGGAGGAGAAGACGGUCGCCAACACUUCCGCCGGCGACGGCAAGAAGCCGUCGGUCCUCAGCCGCUACCCGCCAGCCGCCAACGAUCAGAAGCCCUGGAAGGCCUCGGCAGCUUUGACCGCGGCGUCCCUGAAACCCGGCGAGAAGAGCCGGUUGGAGAAGCUCUCGCAGCUCUGCGCGGGCAGCGACAGCGAGUCCAACGGCUCAGACGCGCCGGCGGAGAACCCGGGCAGGGCCGGCGGGGAGCCUGCGGGCGCAUCGCCGCCAGAGACCGACCGGGAGGUCCAGGACCCGGGGCCGGCCGCCGAGGGCCACCUCGCCAAGGCUAACGGGUCGUUCGUGGCCUACAAAUCCCACGUGUCCCCGCACCUGACGUCUGCUGACCUCGGGUCCGAGGGCCACUCCUCGGCCUCGGAGACCGAGUCUACGGGGUCCCGGCGGUCCGCGGGGGAGGCGGAGCCCCCGGCCGGCCAAGAGGGGACCGGAUCGAGCGCCAGGCCGGCGGCCGCCGCUUCCGCCAAGCACUCCCGGUACGCCCGGCUGCACGACUCGCACUCCGAGGGCUCGUCCGCCCGGAGCUCCUUCGACGAGGAGCGCCCCCUGGCGGCGACGGAGGGGGGGUCCAGCUCCGAGGCCACGCCCACGCACACGCCGUCGGGCAUCGAGAUCCGCCGCGUCUGCAGCCCCCGGGAGGCGCUGCGCUCCAAGGCGGUCAUUAAGCCCGCCAUCGUGGAGAUCGACCGCAAGGAAGUGAUGUCGUCGGGAGGUGGAACGCCGGAACCCCUGGCCGCCAACGGAAAGCCCAGGAUCUCCACCAAGCCGGCGAUACUGACCUCCGCACCGGGCAAGAUGACCAGCAGCAUCACCAUCUACCCCAAUGACCCGGGCUCCUCCCGGACCAGCAGCCGGAGCUCCAGUGUGUCCAGCGAGCCCCCGUCGUCGUUGUCACGGGAACGACACACCUCCACCAGUAACAUCGUCAUCACCCCCGGCGACCACCACCGCGGCAGCAUCCCCAUUCCCUACGAGAUCUCCAUCCCCAAGGCUGAGAUCACUCUGCUGCCCCCGCAGGAGGACGAGAACAGCGAGGAGGGGGGCGAUGACGCAUCCGUCUCCGCGGAGACGUCCCGCGCGGAGACCCAGCUGGUGUCCCGCAGCAGCCUCACGCUCCGGUCGCUGUCGGAGAACGCCACGACCCCCGACCUGAGCAACGACACGGAGUCCGGGUUCGAGAGCAGCAGCAGCAGCAGCACGACCGCCGCCGCCGGCUGGAGGAGGCAUCGAAACCGACCCUCCUCCUCCUCCUCCUCUUCAGCUCGGGACGACUGCCUGCCCGACAUGCGGAACGUGACGGUCCGGAGCAACUGGAGGAACCGGGGCGGGGCCGUCUCGGUGGACGAGGUGGGGCUGGGGAGGUCAAAGGUCGCCGACUGCUCGGAGGACGAGGCCGAGUCCACCUGGCGGGCGUACAGGGCCACCACGGUCCUGGAUGCGGAGGAGACGGCGACCGCGACGACGGUGACCGCGACGACGGUAACCGCCACCAGGACGGGCAAGCCCAGCCCGGCGGAGGUGUACAUGCAGCGGAUCAACAGCGCCGCCAGCGCCAAGGAGGUCCCCGAACCCGCACGCCGGAGCAAGAGCGCCCUCUCCCCGUCGGAGGGGUACCACAGGAUCAUCCCCCACGAACCCGUCAUCGCCCAGGAGCUGCAACCCUGGAACCGGCCACAGCCCCCGGGACUAGAGGAGACGACUGAACCACCUCCCGGCUCUUGGAGGAAGCAGUUGCUGACCGACGUGGGGCCCUACGACCGGGCGUCGAAGACGGAGGCGGCCAGCAGGAGGACGGCCUCCAGGCCGGAGCUGUGGGCGGGGCCGGGCGGGGCGUCCGGCAGGGGGCCCGCGGGGCGAAGCGAGGGUCGCGCCGGUGGGUCACGGCCCUGGAGCGCCCGCCAGACCGAAAACUAGUCCCUCCUCUCCACCCUCCUCCCCGCUCCUGCCCCCUCCCCGCCCCUCACAGGCAAGACUUUCCCAUCUACGAGGAACGUCCGUCCUACCAUGAACCUUCCCGACAGAGACGUGACGGAAGUGGCCCAGGCCGGGGCUCUCUCUGGAAGAGCGGGGGGGGGGUCUUCUCGGUGUCCGGACUCCGAGCCGCCAUCCCGCGCUCCAACCCCUCCCCCCCCCCCUCCCCCCCUCGCUAGCCACUUGACGGCGCCUUGCACGAGCCGCUUGACCCCGAAUCGUAUUCUCCUCUAGCGAUAAUCUGCUCGCCAGACGGACCCCGUAACCCCCCCCCCCCCCCCAGCGGUGGGAUCUUCUUCUGAUUUGCAUACGCGUUGUAUUAUAUUCCUGAGUCCUGACAAGGGAGAAGCCCGCCCACGGAAGAGGGGGGAGGGGGCGGGGCUAUUAGUGGGUGGAGCCACCACUCGUGGGGAGAGGAAAUGGGGCGGAGCCUUGAGUGGGUGGAGCCACAACUUAUGGGUGGAGGAAAUUGGGCGGAGCUACGGGUGGGUGGAGCCACCAUUUGUGGGGAGAUGAAAUGGGGCGGAGCUUCGAGUGGGUGGAGCUGCAACUUAUGGGUGGAGGAAAUGGGGCGGAGCUACGGGUGGGUGGAGCCGCAAGUGAGCUGUGGCAGGGAGCUGGCACUGAGUGGGCAGGGCAAGGGGGCGGAGCUAUCAGUAGUUGGAGUGACUGAUUUGUGAGGAAGGCAAGGGGCAAGGUUAUGAUUGGGCAGGGCAAAAAAAGGGGCGGAGUUAAGGCGCUUCCACAGUGGGCCACUUCCUUUAUUCCGCCGUUUCAAAUUUUUAACAUUUUUAGGAGAGUCGACGCAUUUGACUAGAAGCAGGGAGCGAAUUACUGUUCAGAAAUGUUUUGGGUUCUUCCGUUUUUUUUUAAAACCGUUGAGUCUUUCCUUGUGUCCCCGCGAUCAUGUUCGAGGGCAAAGGAUCACCUUACUUAGACCGGUCUCCUCAUCCCCGGCGAACGCUGGUGUCUGUCUGUCUGUCUGUCUGUCUGUGCACUGGGCCACUUUUAAAAGGGUGGGUCCGAGAAAGAGAACUGCGUGGGUGCGCAGAUAUAAAAACCACAGUAGAGUACUGUUCCGCAGUUCCACUUCCUUGCUGAAAUGUGUGCUAUAAAAUACGUUGUGCUGAGCGUCUGACACUUCAUGUCUGUGAGUACAUUGAAUAUUAACAUUAAAUUUUGAUAUUGUGGUACUCAGUACUGAUUGGCAUUUAUUUUCCUUUUUUUUUUUAGUACAGUAAUAAGCAGGCUUGUGCCUCUCUGUCACCAGAGGACUGGCUGAACAGGAGGCGCUACCUGAGUCCGUUAGGGAGACUGCAGGGACACCUGUAGACUGAUAAACCUGUGACUAUAAACUUCUGCACAAACGAUGUCGAUGCACAAGCUGUGCUCAGUAUUUACUUAACGCUCCACAAUAAUGCACGGCAUAGAUCACAAGCAAUAUCCAAUCACAGGCAAUGAUGACCAUUGUGGCUUCAUGUGUGUGUAUGUGCAAGCACACACGUGCGUGUGUGUGCGUGCGUGCGUGCAUGU
Molecule: messenger RNA, 6149 nt
Organism: Anguilla anguilla (European eel)
Lineage: Eukaryota; Metazoa; Chordata; Actinopteri; Anguilliformes; Anguillidae
Gene: luzp1
Product: leucine zipper protein 1
Exons: 5
Coding region: 1203-4559 (1118 amino acids)
Source: RefSeq, a predicted model, not a curated record